Messenger RNA from Anastrepha ludens (Mexican fruit fly), 3487 nucleotides. RefSeq lists its product as uncharacterized. The transcript is spliced from 9 exons. Gene Ontology annotation, biological process: positive regulation of synaptic transmission, glutamatergic; neurotransmitter receptor transport, postsynaptic endosome to lysosome; regulation of AMPA receptor activity. Gene Ontology annotation, molecular function: voltage-gated calcium channel activity; channel regulator activity. The record is from RefSeq and is a predicted model, not a curated record. Lineage: Eukaryota; Metazoa; Arthropoda; Insecta; Diptera; Tephritidae. Gene Ontology annotation, cellular component: AMPA glutamate receptor complex; postsynaptic density membrane. The coding region runs from base 151 to 3051 and encodes 966 amino acids.
UCGGGCAGCAUCCCUUCGGCAUCGGCAGUAGCGGUGGCGGCAGACCGCAAUGGCAAUAAAAACAACAUAUCGCUAACAACUGAUUUGAAUGGCGGUUUCAGCAGUACGCAUUCGAAUUCGAAUAAAUUAAAUGGCAUUCAACCGCAACCAAUGAACAAAUCUCGAGAAUUUCUCGUAACGAGGCCAGGCGGCCGGAUGAGUCACUAUCCACAGCAGCGUAUGCGACAAUGCAGCGGCACCACCACCAUGCAACAGCGUUUCAGUAAUGGGGGCUAUUUGUGGAUAUUGACACCUGUUGCUGCUAGUAUUUCCGUUGCCAUUGUAAUGGCCGCAAUUGCUGGGCCCCAGUGGCUUUUCACCGAGGAAAAACUGCCAAAUGCCAAUUACAAUGGCACUGCUAAUUUCAAUUUGAUGGACGAUGGCGCCUAUAUAACAAAAUACACCAAAUCAAGUCUAUGGAUUUUAUGCACAGCCUUGCAAGGAGUCGAGACAUACAACUGCAUAAAAAUUGACUACUUCCCCAAGGAAGGCUACCAGCCGGAUCCGCACGAUUCAACUCCAGCGAUACCGUACACCGUCACCAAGUCAUGUCCAUUCUUCCUGGCAUCCGGUGUUUUUCUUCUGAUCAGCUUCAUCGUCUUCCUCGUGCCAACCUGUUCACAUCAGAAUAAUUUAUAUUACUUUAGUGCGGGCAUAAUGUUUAUUGUCUCAGGUUUAUUAAUGCUCAUCGGAUUAAUUGCAUACAUAUCCAUCCUAAAAGCGGAAAUUGGCUCAAAAUUGCGAUCGAGGUCCUCUUUGCAGCCGCCACUCUUCAAGGUUACCUAUGGACAAAGUUUCUUUCUGUUCGUUAUUGGCUUCAUAACGACUGAGUUUGUGGGGCUUUUGAACAUUUUUCUGUACAUCAGUCUGCAAGAAAUUGGAUAUUACAAUCGGUUGCCGUGCUUCAAUAUCACCAAUCUACAGGAAAAGCUGAAAGAGAACGAAACUCCUCACAGUCACACCUAUAAAAGCUAUAAACAUUCCUCGUCCUCGGUAGCCGUCGCACCCACUGUGCGCAAGCCCCAGCAAGGUCCUCGACUAAGCACCAAUAACCUUCAUCAGGUGCACAAUGUGUGCAUGUCGUCACCCGCAGCCGAAAUGGAAUUGGAUAGUAAAAAGCUGUUGCAACACAUGCCUGGCUUUGUUCCGUGUCGCAAGCAUCCGAAUGUGGCAGAGGCAUUCGUCAACACAGAAAUGGAGCGCAGGUAUUAUUUCGAGAAAUCACAACAACCGAAAUGCAAUUUGCAUUCGAGGAACUUUGCCAAAUCGCUUAAUGAACUCUACACCGAGCCAUCGCCCGAUUUGCCACCACCGCCACCUUCAGCGAUUAAAAUGGGCGGCACCUCGCAAACAUUUCCCCGCAUGCCACAGCAGAUCGCACGGUUCGGCGACUUCACACAAGACUUUCCGCUCACCCGCAGCGUUUCAACUACCACAGAUAUUUAUCCCAGCAACAAUUUCAGACGUACAACACCGCAUGUGGAGCGUAAAAGUCGACGCAACAUGGCGACAAAUACACGACCUCUUGACCCAGCCACACUAAGCGAAAGUGAACGCGGCGGCGGUGAAAGUGAAAUUGAACAAAAUCUGCCACGGCGGCGCCAAUUGGCCGAUAGCCAGUCUGACAGCAAUUACGAUGAUGAUGAACCACAGCGUCUGUGCGGCUUGAAACGGGGCAUACGUAAGACAAAGGAUGAACUUUUUCAGGAGUUUUGCAAACGUGCUGGAAUGCGUCCAAAACCGAAAAACAUUUACUUCAUUGCCAGCGAAGAAGAUGCGAUGGCGAUAUCUGACGAUGAAACGCAACGACGUCGUCUCAAUAAAGCCGCAAAUUGUUUUGAUAGUGGGCAACGUAGUAGCGGUGGGCGCCGUAAUUUUGGCAGAGAGAAUGAUGAAGUAAAUGAAGAGCAGAGCGCCAGGGAAGCGCAGGAUGACGAUGAAGGAGAAGGUGGCUUUUCGCAGUUACAAGACGAUGAGGAGCGCAUCUACGUCAUUCAAGAUAAUACUCAGUAUGGGACAAACCCAAUGUUUCGUAAUUUACGUCGUUCCUCCAUGUUCGUUGAGCCAACACACCUAAACAAGCUCAACUCCAAUCUCUCGCUGGCUACGCUAUACCCGCCCGAAGCGUCUACGCAAAAAAGCGCUUUUGGUAACGAACGCAGCGACUCAGCUUUGGAAAUCUGGCCACCUCCACCCAGCUUUAGCAACGGUGAGCCCUACUACGCAGCUGGCAAAAGUGCCUACUAUGGUUCGCAAAAUCGUCUGCACCAAAACUAUCAGCCCAAUGUCCAAAUCUACCAGAGUCGUACACUGCCGCGUUCAUUCCUAAAGAGUCACACUAACUCACAAAACAGCAUCGGCUCAGGCUCGUUGCAUGCAAGCGCGUCUGCGUUGCACAACACUUAUAGCAGCAGCCAAACCCGCCUGACCAAUCUAAUGUUACAACAUCCGCAACAACAACAACAACUACACCCCCAAAAUCUUUAUUUAUCGCAAUCACAAGCCGCGGAUAUAUACAAUUCAAGCUUUGCUAUGCAUAAAUCCAAUGACGAUCUCGUUUCGUUACGGCCCAGCAGCAAGUAUGACGAGCGAAGACUACAACGUCCACAGAACUCAGCCAACCAGCACAAUAUGAGCAAUGAGAGUCGUCUACCACAAACGGCAGUGCAUUGGCCUGCCGCCAUACCAUCCUCACCGUCCGGGUACGCGCCUAACUACCAACAAAUACAACAACUGGGCGCACCGACAACGCACAGCGGCAUCGGCAGCGGAGGCGGUAGUGGUAGUGUGGUGAAUGUACCGUCGAAAUUUCAGCGCGCCUAUGCGUUCGACGAACAGCGGCGUCCAAGUGGCAUGUUAGGCGAAACCUACGACCCAAACGAGCUAGAGCGCGAGCGACGACGUUCACAUGCCAGUGUCUACAGUGGCAUAUCAAUAAUGGGUGGCCCAAAUGGCACCGGCGGCAUCAAUGGCACUGACCACUACGACUUGAUUAAUGGCACUGCGGUGUGAGUGGGGGCAUAGCGUACCAUCGCUGGCUUGCCAUAAACGGAGUUCUUUGUUAGAUUGGUGGGUGGUAGCAGCAACGGCAGCAUCAUCAGUCGAAUGAUAAUAGCCGCGGGCAGAGCUUUGUAGAGGCAGCGCAAAACGAAAAUUGAUGAUUGUCGAUUACUAGUGGUUUUUACGUCAGCUUCGCCCCACCAGCCAAAAGGCCACAAUGGCCGUCUUAGUGUAUAAGUAAUUAAAACGGAAACUUAGGAAAAUAAUGUUGCACUGCCAGCUUAGAAAGGAAGGAGCAGUCGAAAUGUGUAGACAAUAGAGGUUAAAAAGUAUUUGCAAUUGGAAUUUCGACUUAGUGGACUGUAGAAAAUUUAUGGUUAACAAAAUCUAUACUCUAAGUAACUAAAUGCACUGAUUUAAACGUGAAUGUGUUGUAAUUUAUAUGUUG